AUGGUUUGCGCGGUCAUGAUGGACAAUGGUCCGCUUGGCUUUGAGCUGUGGUAUCAUGCUAACAGCACCCAUAUUCACCGGGGUGUGCUCCAGUCCAAGGGUCUUCACCAUGAGUACAGCGCUGAUGGACACGAGAAGCUCUCAAGCAUGGCCCUGCAGAUGGGUCCGGUAGGUAUGGGCAUAUACGCCUUUCGAGAGAAGCUCUUGGGGUGUCCGAUGCACAUGGUAGUUCUGCCCAAUGCACGGCUCAGUGCUGCCGUGGCCCAUAUCUAUGUCGACAUGGUGUCCAAGAAUGGCUUCAUCCCACACCAGAUCACAACUGAUCACGGCUCUGAGACGGGCUAUAUGUACGCCAUACAUUGUGCACUGCGGUGCGUGUACCCGGAUCAUUUUCCUUUCAGGGACAUGCUGAUCAUUGUCUAG
This is a messenger RNA of Trametes versicolor FP-101664 SS1, 423 nucleotides long. RefSeq lists its product as uncharacterized. The transcript is spliced from 2 exons. NCBI's taxonomy places the organism in Eukaryota, Fungi, Basidiomycota, Agaricomycetes, Polyporales, Polyporaceae. Bases 1 to 423 code for a protein of 140 amino acids. The record is from RefSeq and is a predicted model, not a curated record.